Molecule: messenger RNA, 1052 nt
Organism: Beta vulgaris subsp. vulgaris (sugar beet)
Lineage: Eukaryota; Viridiplantae; Streptophyta; Magnoliopsida; Caryophyllales; Amaranthaceae
Exons: 9
Coding region: 162-941 (259 amino acids)
Biological process (GO): maturation of 5.8S rRNA; maturation of LSU-rRNA
Cellular component (GO): nucleolus; preribosome, large subunit precursor
Source: RefSeq, a predicted model, not a curated record
GUCGGUUUGCAAAAACUACCUCUACCCAAACAGAACAACAUCCUCUAAAAAAAACACUAAAACCCCCAACAUCUAUUUUCUCUCUCCUCGAAAUUUUUACAGUACCUAAAACCUUUCCCCAAUCCACCGAAUUCUAGGGUUUUAUCGGCGAAGUAGUCACCAUGCCUCAAGGAGAUCACAUAGAGCUUCAUAGGAAGAGAAAUGGAUACCGUCUUGAUUACUUCGAGCGUAAGCGUAAGAAGGCUGCUCGUGAAGUACAUGAACGCUCCAAAUAUGCUCAAAAGGCUUUGGGUAUCAAGGGUAAGAUGUUUGCUAAGAAACGAUACGCGGAGAAAGCUCUAAUGAAGAAAACACUUAAGAUGCAUGACGAAACACCAAGUAGGAGCAAGGUGGAUGAAGUUCAAGAUGGAGCUGUCCCUGCAUAUUUGCUUGAUCGUGAGCAAACGACAAGGGCUAAGAUCCUUAGCAACACAAUCAAGCAAAAAAGAAAAGAGAAAGCUGGGAAAUGGGAGGUUCCAUUACCCAAGGUUAGACCAGUUGCUGAAGACGAAAUGUUCAAAGUUAUAAGGUCUGGGAAAAGGAAGACCAAGCAAUGGAAGAGAAUGAUAACAAAAGCUACAUUUGUUGGUCCUGGUUUCACUAGAAAACCUCCAAAGUAUGAACGGUUUAUCCGCCCAUCAGGUUUGCGGUUCACCAAGGCUAAUGUCACUCAUCCUGAACUGAAAUGUUCUUUUAAUCUUGAGAUAAUUGGAGUAAAGAAGAACCCCAAUGGUCCUAUGUACACUUCCCUUGGUGUUAUGACCAAGGGUACUAUCGUUGAGGUUAACGUGAGUGAGCUAGGUCUGGUCACGCCUGCUGGGAAAGUUGUAUGGGGGAAGUACGCUCAAGUGACAAAUGACCCAGAGAAUGAUGGCUGUAUAAACGCUGUUUUGCUUGUUUAAUCAGGUUUUGUUAGAAGGGUUAGUAAAAUCACCUGUAAUUUUGACAAUUUAUCACUACUAAGUGGGUGAUAACUGUUAUAAAAUGACAUAUUUGUUCCGUGUUUUUUCUGA